Molecule: messenger RNA, 2353 nt
Organism: Jatropha curcas
Lineage: Eukaryota; Viridiplantae; Streptophyta; Magnoliopsida; Malpighiales; Euphorbiaceae
Source: RefSeq, a predicted model, not a curated record
AUUGAAUGAUUCAAUCUCCGGGUCACAGGUACGUCCUGUCCCAUCCCAUCACUCACACUAUAAGAACUCUCCUGCAGGUUGUCACUGAUCAGCGAUCACAGAGUGAGCGAAGCAGAAUUGAAAGGGAGAGGGAAAGAAAAUGGCAACCAACACUUCACAUUUCUCUGCAACUACGCAUUAUACCUCUGUUUCCCGAUUUGUAGAUUUUGGUUCCAGCAGUGGAAAGUCGAGAUCGAAUCUGUUUUUGGUUCGAAGUUUGAGGCCGCGGCCUGUUUCGCGGUCGUUUUCGGUUAAGAAUGUGUUUAGCGAGCAAAAACAGAAACUUAAAGAUCUGGUCGCUGGAGAAGAGAUGCCAAGUGGUCAGAAUCCUUCCACUGCAGAUGCCUCGUCCAUUGCCGCAAGUAUCAAAUACCAUUCAGAAUUCACACCAGCAUUUUCUCCCGAGAAAUUUGAGCUUCCACAGGCCUUUUUGGCUACUGCACAGAGUGUUCGUGAUGCUCUUAUUAUAAACUGGAAUGCAACAUAUGAGUACUAUGAGAGUUUGAAUGCAAAACAAGCAUAUUAUUUGUCAAUGGAAUUUUUACAGGGAAGAGCAUUGUUGAAUGCAAUUGGUAAUUUAGAGCUGACUGGCACUUAUGCAGAGGCCUUGACCAAACUUGGGCACAAUUUGGAAAAUGUGGCUCGUCAGGAGCCUGAUGCUGCCCUUGGAAAUGGUGGUCUUGGACGACUUGCCUCCUGCUUUCUGGACUCUAUGGCGACAUUAAAUUACCCUGCAUGGGGUUAUGGACUAAGAUACAAGUAUGGCCUAUUUAAACAGCGCAUUACCAAAGAUGGUCAAGAGGAGGUCGCUGAAGAUUGGCUUGAGAUGGGCAAUCCCUGGGAAAUAGUGAGAAACGAUGUUGCAUAUCCUGUGAAAUUUUAUGGCAAGGUUGUUUCUGGAUCGGAUGGAAAAAAUCAUUGGAUUGGAGGAGAAGAUAUAAUGGCUGUGGCACAUGAUGUCCCUAUUCCAGGAUAUAAAACUAAAACAACGAUUAACCUGCGACUUUGGUCAACUAAAGCUCCAGCAGAAUAUCUGGACUUGUCUACUUUCAAUUCUGGGGAGCACACCAAAGCAUGUGAGGCCCUAGCAAAUGCUGAAAAGAUUUGCUAUGUUCUCUACCCUGGGGAUGACUCUGUGGAGGGCAAGAUCCUCCGGUUGAAGCAACAAUACACCUUAUGUUCUGCCUCUCUCCAAGAUAUCAUUGCACGUUUUGAGAGAAGAUCUGGAUCAAAUGUAAAAUGGGAAGAAUUCCCGGAGAAAGUCGCGGUGCAGAUGAAUGAUACUCACCCCACACUCUGCAUCCCAGAGCUGAUGAGAAUCUUGAUGGACUUGAAAGGAUUAGGCUGGAAGGAGGCCUGGAAUAUUACUCAAAGAACUGUGGCGUAUACAAACCACACUGUUCUACCAGAAGCAUUGGAGAAAUGGAGCUUGGAGCUUAUGCAGAAACUGCUACCACGACAUGUUGAGAUUAUAGAAAUGAUUGAUGAAGAGCUGAUACACACCAUUGUUUCCAAGUAUGGUAAAGCAGAUCCCAACCUGUUGGAGAAAAAACUGAAGGAAAUGAGAAUAUUAGAAAAUGUAGAUCUGCCUGCCUCUUUUGCAGAUUUAAUUCCUAAACCUAAGAAAAGCUCAAUUGCUAAUGUCACUGAAGAACCUGAAAGCAAGUUGGUUGACAAAGAAGAUGAAUCAGAAAGCGAAAACAAAUCCAAGAGCAAAGGCUCUCAGAAGAAGGAAAAGAUGGUGGUAGAAUCACCUCCAAAACUCCCAAAGUUGGUCCGGAUGGCAAAUCUCUGUGUGGUUGGUGGUCAUGCAGUAAAUGGAGUUGCUGAGAUACAUAGUGAAAUAGUGAAGGAUGAAGUGUUUAACGCAUUUUAUGAGCUGUGGCCUGAGAAGUUUCAAAAUAAAACUAAUGGUGUCACUCCAAGAAGAUGGAUUCGUUUCUGCAAUCCAGAUUUGAGUAAAAUUAUCACUGAAUGGACUGGCUCUGAAGAAUGGGUCUUGAAUACUGAGAAGCUGGCUGACCUAAGAAAGUUUGCAGAUAAUGAGGAUCUUCAAGCCCAGUGGAGGGCAGCCAAAAAAGGCAAUAAAAUGAAGGUCGCAGCACUGAUCAAAGAAAGAACAGGGUAUUCUGUCAGUCCGGAUGCUAUGUUUGAUAUCCAGGUGAAGCGCAUUCAUGAAUACAAGCGACAACUGCUGAAUAUUCUUGGAAUGAUCAAAAUAGAAAGUAAACAGGGUAUCUUCAGUCCGGAUCUAUGCUUUGAAUAUCGCAGGGUAAAGCGCCAUUCAGUAAAUACAAGCGUAGCCAAUGGCUGA